UCAUGUAGCGGGGUAUUCAAAAUGGCGACUGCAUCACAGUUACUUGAUGCGUUAAGCAGGGAAGAUAAUGUGUUAUCAGAGCAAUUACUUCAGAGAGGAGCAGACCCAAAUGAGGUGCUUCCUUUGGGAGGGGUGGCUCCCAUGCAUAUAGCAGCGGGACUGAGUGGGGAUGCCACAGAACUCUUACUCAACUAUGGGGGAAACCCAAAUAUCAGAUCAGUUGAGGGAACUACACCAAUGCAUGUUGCAUGUAUGUGGGGAAAAAGAGAUGCUCUUACUGCUCUUUUACAAAAUGGUGGUGACCCUUUCAUAAAAGAUCAGGAUGGAGAGACAGCAUUUGGCAGCGCUGCAAAGUUAAGUCAGCACAACUGCUUAGAAACUAUCAAGUCACACAUGUCUGAUGAUCUGAGUUCAAAUUCCAGUACUCUGACACAGCUACUGACCAAAAACAACUUCUGCAUGGAUGUAACUUCACCUGAUCAUCCAUAUAUUGAUGAGAAAGGCAGAAGAAAUGACACUCUGACCUCAGAGGAUUCCUUUGUGACCUGUGCCAACGAAAGUUUUCAGGAAACAUGUAACCAAUCACACAGAAGCCCAGGCUUGGGCCCUAAUUGGAAUUCCAAAGAGGAUGAAUGUGCAAAGGGUGACUUUGUGAAAGAGGAUAUUCUUAAGGAAGAAAAUACUUUGAAAAGUGAAAAUUGUGUUUAUGAAAUAUACAAAAAUCAGGAAGAUUUACCAGAGUGUCAUAUCAUAAACUUUGGUCAAGGGAAUUUGAGUGAUCUAAUGACUUCAGAUGAAAGUUUCUGUCCACAGAACGAAGAAAACUUUUUGAAAAAAUUUAGUUCAAUGGACAUCAAAUCUCCAAGCCGAAGGAAAGUUUUCACACCUCCUGUUACUUUGCCUUCAUCUUUACCAGCUAAUCUCAGUGACCUUUUGACCUCUGAUGAGAGCUUUGUUCCUCCAACUACAUGUAAGGUCAAUUUUGCUAAGAGUUUGAACAACCUAGCUUUGAACUCCCCAAGCAAAGUUGAGUUUGUAAGACAAUGGCAUCAACAAAAUUUCCCCUCACCCACUGUUGGACAGUCAGAAGAUUCUUUUGAUCCUGAUGAAACAGUUCUCUAUGAUCCAUAUGAAGAUCUGGGCAGCAUAAAUUCUGAAACAACCAUUCACUACUGGGAAGAUCCUGCGACUGGAAAAAAGUUGGUUGAAAGACAUAUUCCUUCAUCCUUUUGUGGAAGCAGUGGUCGACCUUCCCUUAAUGCAAGCAUUUGUACCGUGUCAACAGUAGAUUCCCAAAAGACAGAGCUGUAUGAUUGGAAGUGUUACACACAAACUGUUGAUGACAACGAAAAUAGACUGUCAGACAAGGAAAUCCGCCAGAAGUUACAAAGCUUAGGUGACAGUCCAGGACCCAUAACUCCAUCCACCAGACAAACCUAUUUAACUAGGUUGAAGCAUCUGCAGACUAAUGCAACACUUGGGCAGCUUGGAAUCACUAAAACACUACCAGAUUAUCCUUCCGUAUUACGAACAGCUCUCGAUGGGAAGUUUGACUCUCUGGGUUUGAGAGAAAUGGAGGAGGAUUUAAUAAAAACUUUUAGUGACAAGAGUCUGAGCUCCACUUGGAGAGAAGGGACCAUAAAAUCCUCCUUCAAUUAUCUGCUUUUGGAUUCUCGCGUCACCCAGGAUCUACCAAACAGAGCGGAUAAUUUAGGGGAAUUGGAAACAUUUCAAAAAUUUAUCGGAGCGAUUUUUUACAUUGGUAAAGGGAAAAGGGCAAGACCCUAUUCUCAUCUCUUUGAAGCUUUAAAUCACAAGCAAGGCAAGGCAGGAAAAAAAGUGCAGCAUAUUAUUGAUAUAUGGAAGGAUGGGUAUGGAGUUGUCUCCCUUCAUUGCUUCCAGAGUGUGAUCCCAGUGGAGGCUUACACACGAGAAGCCUGUAUGGUUGACGCCAUUGGUUUGCAUAGAUUAACCAAUAUCAAAAGAGGGGAUGUUUAUGGGCCAGCCACUUCAUGGCAGAUGAAGGAUCGCCAAAGGUUUGGUGUUUAUCUUCUGAAAAAGGCACUCCAAAUAUUUCUUGGGGAGGGAGAAAGACAGAUAUCUCCUGCAGACAUCAAAAGAUAGGAGUGAUCUUUUAAAUGGACGUGUUAUUGGCUUGAAGAAUGUGACGUUUUAAGAUUUAUGUUGAAAAGUGUGAUGUGAAUUAUCAAAUUGUUCAGAGGCAGCUACAUGUACUUAAAUUUUUUGUUAACAAUUCUAUUGAAGGUCAAUUAUAGUCUCAACAAAUUAUUUUGCCAUUUUAUAUGUACAUAAAUAUCAAAUUGCGAAUGGCAAACGUUCAAUUUUAUUACAUACAAUUUGCAACUGUCAGAAAAUGAAACCAAGAUUUUAAAAUCUGUGAUUUCUGGAAAACUUAUGUGGAUAUCAUAAAUUCCUUACUUUUAAUUAAAAAUUAACUACU
Messenger RNA from Magallana angulata, 2461 nucleotides. RefSeq names its product ankyrin repeat and LEM domain-containing protein 1-like. Gene Ontology annotation, molecular function: endonuclease activity; protein binding. The record is from RefSeq and is a predicted model, not a curated record. Lineage: Eukaryota; Metazoa; Mollusca; Bivalvia; Ostreida; Ostreidae. The transcript has 10 exons. The coding region runs from base 22 to 2124 and encodes 700 amino acids.